UAGAAAGUCUCUGUAGUCGACGUCGGUUUAUAUUUUUGUGCCCAAUAAAUUGUCUAUUUAGGUGUGAUUCGAAAAGCAUGGAUAAUUAAGUGUGUUUUAAGUAGUGAAAACACACUCUCUAGUUUCUAUACCUAUUAAAGUAUAUUAAAUUCAUCAAGAAAUCGUAAAAAAUUGUACGCGCAAGGAAAAAGAUCAUUGGAAUCAAUUGGAAUAUAAUUUCAAUAUUGACCUAGAGGCGAACAUCGUACAGUGUAAAAGCAAUAAGAAAACGUAUAUAGAUAUAAGUGAAGAAGAAGCAAUAGAAAACUGUAGUAACACACACGAAUAAAAACGCAGCAAAGAAGAAUUGCAGAAAGAAGUAAAACGAAACGAUUUCUAGUUGUGUUCGUGUAAUAAGGAAAAAAUUUCGCUGCCAAGUUAAAAUUUGUAAAAAUUGUUAAUUUCAUUGUUGAAAAGCGUAAAAGCGCUACAAUAAUAAAAGGAAAAUGUCAACACCCGCACGCAGACGUCUUAUGAGAGAUUUUAAAAGACUUCAAGAAGAUCCACCAACUGGAGUUUCUGGAGCGCCAACAGAUAACAAUAUUAUGAUUUGGAAUGCUGUGAUUUUCGGUCCACACGACACCCCAUUCGAAGACGGUACCUUUAAAUUAACAAUAGAAUUUACGGAAGAGUAUCCAAAUAAACCGCCAACGGUUAGAUUCGUAUCAAAAGUAUUUCAUCCGAAUGUGUAUGCAGAUGGAGGAAUUUGUUUGGACAUCUUGCAAAACAGAUGGAGUCCCACAUAUGAUGUUUCAGCUAUUCUAACAUCUAUACAGUCUCUAUUAAGUGAUCCGAAUCCAAAUUCACCAGCUAAUUCCACAGCUGCUCAGCUCUAUAAAGAGAAUCGUCGCGAAUAUGAGAAGCGAGUGAAAGCUUGUGUUGAACAAAGUUUCAUCGACUAGCCAUCCGCCACAGCAGCUACAACACGCAAAUCAACUGCAGCUGCUAGUGCAGUAGGAAGAGGAACUGUAACUGCAGCGUCUACAAUGUUUUAUUGAAAUAAAAUUCGAAGAAAAAAUUAAAAUAUUAAAAUUUAAAAUACAUAUAUAUAAUGCAUAAUAUACAAUACAUAAAAACAAAAAUCAUACACAUUCGCACAUCUUUUUCAGUCGGAUAAGUUGUGUUGCUAAAAAUUGCAAUAAAAACAAACUCAUCAAAGAAAGAUGAAGUUGCACUUAUGGCAGCAAAAACAAACAAGACAAAAAACAAAAACAAAACUGUAUGAAUAAAAGUGGCAAAGCUCGAAAUGGAGAACUCAACAAUAUAUUCGUAAAAAUAGCAAUGUGAUUGCUAUGUGCAACUCUUUAAUGACCGAUUAACAUGAAGGAUUUGUCGUUAACAAUUCAAUGUUAAAUCGAUACUGCGGUUAAAGAAAAACAUGCGAUUAAUGUUGAUCUGCGAAAUGCUGUUUCGUCGCGCUUCACAUCUUCAGAAAUAAAUAGAAUUUGUAGAAGAAAACAAUAUAUUAACAAAUAAAAACCUAUUACAUUAAUAUGUGUAUGUACCUUAAUGGAAAUUAACUUCAGUGUAAUUUGAGUGGAAAUUUAGAAAAUAGAAACACCAACGCUAUAAGUGACCGACGUUGUUAAAUUUCGAGAAACGCAGUUUAAGCCAUUGAAAUAAGGUUUAGCCGGAAAUGUAUGUUACCUAACCAGUUGUCCAUUUAAGAUUUCCUAACUCCAGCUUACUAUACGCAGGCUGUUUGGUGACGUCAGCAACCUGCAAACCCUACUUCCUCUCUUGUUACAACUAACAUUGAAUGGGUGCUCAAAAGAUUUGCUUAUUACCACUCUCGUUUUAGAAAUAAAAUCACAUUGAUUAUCUAACUCACAAUAUUAUUACUAAUAUAAACCACCAGUGUCAAUAUUGUUAAGAGGAAAUAAGAAAAUGUAAUUCUCGUCGCAUUCUUUGUAAUUGUUUUGAUGGAGAAAUUUGAUUUGUAGCAAAAUUGAACUGAUGUUUGAAAUAAAUUUUUGAAUUUGCUUUAUUAAACUCACUCCUACGA
This is a messenger RNA of Bactrocera dorsalis (oriental fruit fly), 2044 nucleotides long. It is a transcript of the gene Ubc6, whose product is annotated as ubiquitin-conjugating enzyme E2-17 kDa. The record is from RefSeq and is a predicted model, not a curated record. The transcript has 4 exons. Gene Ontology annotation, biological process: proteasome-mediated ubiquitin-dependent protein catabolic process; protein polyubiquitination; DNA repair. NCBI's taxonomy places the organism in Eukaryota, Metazoa, Arthropoda, Insecta, Diptera, Tephritidae. Gene Ontology annotation, molecular function: ubiquitin conjugating enzyme activity. The coding region runs from base 486 to 941 and encodes 151 amino acids. Gene Ontology annotation, cellular component: HULC complex.